Messenger RNA from Colletotrichum siamense, 621 nucleotides. RefSeq names its product Cross-pathway control protein 1 (gene cpc-1). The transcript has a single exon. Gene Ontology annotation, cellular component: transcription regulator complex. Gene Ontology annotation, biological process: positive regulation of cellular response to amino acid starvation. NCBI's taxonomy places the organism in Eukaryota, Fungi, Ascomycota, Sordariomycetes, Glomerellales, Glomerellaceae. The record is from RefSeq and is a predicted model, not a curated record. Bases 1 to 621 code for a protein of 206 amino acids. Gene Ontology annotation, molecular function: DNA-binding transcription factor activity, RNA polymerase II-specific; RNA polymerase II cis-regulatory region sequence-specific DNA binding.
AUGCCAUCUGUCUUCGAUCUCGGCGGUAGUGCAUCUGGGGCGAGCAACCUGGGCACUGUUUCUCCACAAGACCUGCUAAUCCAGGAGCCGUUCAUGUCGGCUCCUAAUUCGACGGCAUUCACUGCGUUAACCUCUCCGUCCGUCUAUAACGAGUCGCCAGACUUCAACGACGGUUACGACGUGUCUCCCAAUUUUGGCUCUGGUGAUUUCGAAACCGGUUCAACUGAUCCUUGGUUCCCUCUGUUUCCCCAGGAGCCCGCUCUGGCCAAAGACACUCAACAGAAUGUUGGGCAGUCUCCUGCUGUUGCGGAAGAAGACCUUGAAGUCGUUGAGUUUACUUCAGCCUCCACGCUGCGGAAGUCGAGUGAUUCUCCACCGUCCGGCUCCGGCCGCCACUCUUCUGUGGCUGGUGUGAAUUCUCGAAAGCGGGACAAACCUUUGCCUCCCAUCGUCGUGGAGGAUCCUAGCGACGUCGUCGCUAUGAAGCGGGCACGGAACACUCUUGCGGCUCGUAAGUCUCGUGAGCGUAAGGCUCAACGGUUUGAGGACUUGGAGGAGAAGAUUCGAAAGUUGGAAGCGGAGCGUGAUCACUGGAAGAAUGUGGCUCUUGGCCGAACAUGA